AUGUCUAAAGUGGCUUCGCUCUCUAAGGAUAUAUACACCUACAUCACCACCUCGAGUAACUUCCUUUAUUACUUUAGCAAGUAUGCGUACGCUCCCGAUGACUGGCUUUGGUAUUUCACCGGCACCGAAAUUGAAGGUAGAUCCGCCUUCACAAUGGCGGACACAAUCGGAGAUAGUAGCGACUAUAAGGGUUUAUACCACCAUGGCGGCACGCAUUUCUACUAUUACCUCGAUGAUCCGGACACCCUCGAGAAGCAACUGAAGGAGGCUUACAUGGUUGGAUUGAUCGAUUGGGAUAGAGGCGUGGAUCAGCUUGGAAGGUUAUAUCUUAUCGGAUACGAUGAUAUGAAGCAAAUCCAUCUUGGGAGGACAUUUUUUGCCAGCGCAGUAUACCCGGCCAGUCUUUCACAUCUUGCGAGGUUGUACGUUGGGGGCGAGGAGCUGCGGAGAAUAGUCCGUCCCCACCAAAGUUUUAUGGAACCCGAUCUAGAUGAGGAGGGAAGGGCGAAGAAGAAAUCCGAUUAA
Molecule: messenger RNA, 525 nt
Organism: Orbilia oligospora ATCC 24927
Lineage: Eukaryota; Fungi; Ascomycota; Orbiliomycetes; Orbiliales; Orbiliaceae
Exons: 2
Coding region: 1-525 (174 amino acids)
Source: RefSeq, a predicted model, not a curated record